AUUAAGCUCAGUUGUAUAUUAUUCCAAUAAAAAUGUAAUUGUGAUGUUUAUAUUUGAAGUUUCUUUUACUGUAAUCGUGUAAUAAUAUGGCAAAGAAGCACUGAAUUCAAUAUCAGUUACCGCAGUUUCGAAAGUAUGGUUACCACUUCAAUUGGAAGAUAAUAGUUUACAUAUCGUUAUGUUUUUAUUAAUUACCUGGACUUGUCCUGCGUAUAUUUGUUAUUUCGGGCAUAUUAGAUUUCUUCAUGUUAUUAAAAGUUUCGAAACACGAAUGCUAACUGCAUCAGAUUGCGACACAGUAUCAUAUCAGUAUAACAGCAUUCAAAUGAAAGAGAGUGUUACAUGCCUGUAGCAACACUCAUUGAAAAGAACGCGCUUUCUAAAGCCCCAGAACAAAGAGAGCGGCAUGCGGAAAAAAUUCUCAAAUUUCAAAACAGAUAUUAGUCCGCACAUUCCACUGUGAAGCGCCUAUAUAAUCGUAAGAAUAUCGCAAGACCGGCAGAACUAUUUAAAACAAACAUUAAGAAGGAGAAAUGUCAGGACCGUGUUUCUCAAAUAGGGCAAUAUCGUCCAAAGGGGCGAAGAACCAGUAGAGGGCGAUGACGCACUCUCGAAAUAAUAUGAAUUAUCGCAAAAUUUGUUUCGAGUGAAAGGAUAUAAAAUAAUGCAAUAAUAACGAAUCCAAAAUGAUUUUAAUAAAGAUGGGUAUAUCUUGGAAAACUGGCAAAUAACCACUCAUAUGAAGUGUAACUGCAUCAUGGAUUAUUCCCGUGUCCGAUAUUCAUGUACUACUUGUUUAAUUGAUUUGCAAUGAAUUUGUUAGCGAUUUUACGAUUUUUUUUGUAUUGCCCAGGGGCAAUUUUUUACAUUGAAAUAGACACAAUAUAGUCAGCAAGCAGUCAAUUUAAACUGAUAAGCGCGAUAAAACAGCUAAGUGCUGCUAUCGGGUGACGUAAUAUUCCUGUUGUCUUGAACUAUAUAUAUUAAAUACAUAAUCCGGACACAAAACACAAAUUGCGCCAUAAAAAUGACGAGCCUGGUUUAGCUAUUAAUGAUCUACAGGGGUUACUAUUUAUUUUUCUCAAGUACUGUACUUAGGAAUUAUGAGGGACUGUGUUCCAAUGAAUAUUUCGCUUGUUGUGAACAUAUUCCCCACAUUUUAGGACACUGGAAGUUAAUCUUAAGCCAUAACUGUAUAAUUGCGGUGUCUUGUCCAUUAGCAAGACCAACAAGUCAAGUCUAUUUCGUUAGGUAGCAGCAGUUACCCGAUGCUAUUCAAUGCGAAGGUGAUAAUGGAAACUUCGAGGUGUGAGCCAGGGUGUAAUCAAAGAAAAUGUUGUUUAUGAUGAGUUUUUUGAAUUAUUUACGGUUGUUUCAUGAUUUCUUCUCGGCUAAGGCUCUGUACAAAAUGGUGUUUUAGGCGUAGAAGAUACUUUUUUUUUACCAAAAUCGUUCUGGUUCGACGUAUUCCACCCUACGUCUUUUAUUUCUUCACUUCGGGUAAAAACUGGCAGACUAGCGUUUAUUCCAAGUUCUGUAAGCUGCAAUGCCAAAAAUAUUGACCACCAAGCCAAAGUUGUAAAAUUAAAAUUGUGAAAAUAAAAAUUAUUUUUUUAUAUUACAAUCUAGUCUAGACCGAUUUUACAUGUUUUACUAUGAGUCAAGAGCAACAAAGUAAUUCAUGGCAACUACAUUCAUCAGGAAUGGUUUAAUAAUAUUGAUAUCGUUUUCAUUUUGCGGAAUAAUAUAUUAUCUGUAUGAAACUUCAGUCAGGGAAAGAGGACGAAAACCAAAUUUCGGUAACUAUGUGUUGAAUAGCAGUAUCGAUCUAAACAAAGUUGGGAACGAAAAUACAUCGAUCAGCUCUUCCACUGAGCUACUAUCACUCAUCCUAUGACGUCAUUCAAGCAAUUUGGUUUGGAAGAAAUAAGUUUGUUAAAGCGAAUGGAUACACAACGGCCGUUGUUUAACAUUUUAAUGGAACCUUGGAAAAUGUUGUGUACAAAUAAUACCAAAAAUCUAACAGAUUCCAGAUGGUCAAUGAUAGUUGCAGUCAAGACAGGAUACGAUAGAAUUGUACAAAGAGAUCGUAUCAGAAAAACAUGGCCUUCCAACACAUUCCUCAACGGAGUUUGUUUAUAUGUUAUUUUUGUUGUUGCAAAUACAACAACUGCAGAAGAGAACUUUAACUUGAGAAAAGAAGAAUCGGUGCAUGGCGAUAUUUUACAGGUUGAAUUGGAAGAAACUUAUCGAAACAUUGGAUUAAAAGCGCUUGCUUCGAUGCAAUGGACAGCGGAUAACUUCCCAAGUAACUGGAUAUAUUCAUCUGCAGAUGAUGAUAUGUUACCAGAUUUUCAUCGUUUAUAUGAAAAUAUUGAAAAAUUAAUGUCUGAAGAAAAGAGUUUUACGAAAAAUUCUAGCAAUCUGUUUCGUAUAAUCAGUCAAACACAGAAAAUUUACCAAUAUUUUGCGCAUUUACCUACAACUCUGUCGCAAAACCAAAACGAUUUGAAAAUAAAUGGCAGAUCAGCGUGGAAGACUAUCCGUAUGACUAUUAUCCACCGUAUUGUUCUGGCGGAUUUUAUUCAAUGUCAGUGAAACAAGCCAGCGCAAUUUACUCUGUUUCAAGAUGGUAUCCCUAUUUUCAUUUAGAUGAUGUUUGGAUAACAGGAUUUAUGAGACUUCGUUUGUGUGAUUUAAUGACGGAUCGGGAAUUCGCAUUCAAUAGGACAGAUAUCAACUGUGGGAUUUCUGCUAUGGCCGGAGGCAUAGUGAAGCACGGCGUUCAACUGAUUUAGAUUUUCAAUAUCUUCACUGUUCGGCGCACAACAUUGUUAAAAGAUGAAGAACUUAUUUGUGACUUGGAUUAGAUUGCGCUGAGAACUUUGUGUUGAAAUUUUAACAUUUGAAAAAAAAAACUUAACAAA
Molecule: messenger RNA, 2927 nt
Organism: Styela clava
Lineage: Eukaryota; Metazoa; Chordata; Ascidiacea; Stolidobranchia; Styelidae
Product: beta-1,3-galactosyltransferase 5-like
Biological process (GO): protein O-linked glycosylation
Cellular component (GO): Golgi membrane
Molecular function (GO): hexosyltransferase activity
Source: RefSeq, a predicted model, not a curated record